AUGGCCGCUUUCUGUUGGAUGCUGGUAGAGGGAAUUUAUCUUUACCUUCUUGUUGUGAAAGUUUAUAAAAUCAGCGACAAGAUGUAUAUUUAUCACGUCGUGUCAUGGGGUAUGUUAGUUGUACAAUUGUAUUUAUUAUGUUGUUGUGAAUUAUUUUGUUAACGAACUGUAUCAUUUGGAUCGCUAUAUGAUUCUAAUUUGUGAUAGGUUUGCCCGUCAUCGUGGUGGCCAUUUCAUUAAGCAUAGCAGCUGGAGCAGCAGAUGGGAUACAGAGCUACAUCAGUGAUGACUAGUGAGAUGGAAUUUUAAAGUUUCUUUUUCUCCCCUCAACCCUUUUGUAUACUUUUUUGUUGAGGUUUUGACUUGAUUUCAUCUUUUCUUUCCCCUCUUCAUUAUCAUAGUGAGUCUGCCCUCUAUUUCCUUUGAUUCUCGAAACCUUUUAUCCUUUUAGGCCAGCUUCUGACAUAUAUAUUUUUUGUUAUAGAACUGUUGCUGUUCAUCGUUGUUUUACAAUAAACGUUUUAUAAGUGAACGUUUAAUAGUUUGUCGCACGAUGUAAGAGUCAAUCUACUCAAUCGUGUAUCGAUCGCGAAAUCGAGAUCAAUAGACGAUUUAUCAACUUGACUCUUACAUUGUGAGAAAAACUAUUAAAUGUUUAUUUAUGGUUAUUUUCAUAGUAUGGAUGUUACUCUCUGUCUUCCCUGUCAGGAAGAUUGGGAAACUGAAAUCCACCAGUAUUUAAAAUUUUUUGCGCUCUUUUUUGAUGUUUUUUUUCCUUUUCCUUCUUAGUUGUUGGAUGUCCUCAACUAACAAUCUGAUCUGGAUAUUUGUCACAUUUGUGGUUAUCGUUGAAGUUGUAAGU
Pocillopora meandrina is the source of this 862-nucleotide messenger RNA. The record is from the annotation of a GenBank genome assembly. NCBI's taxonomy places the organism in Eukaryota, Metazoa, Cnidaria, Anthozoa, Scleractinia, Pocilloporidae.